This is a messenger RNA of Elaeis guineensis (African oil palm), 2561 nucleotides long. RefSeq names its product F-box/LRR-repeat protein 3. Gene Ontology annotation, biological process: SCF-dependent proteasomal ubiquitin-dependent protein catabolic process. Gene Ontology annotation, cellular component: SCF ubiquitin ligase complex. NCBI's taxonomy places the organism in Eukaryota, Viridiplantae, Streptophyta, Magnoliopsida, Arecales, Arecaceae. The record is from RefSeq and is a predicted model, not a curated record. Gene Ontology annotation, molecular function: protein binding.
UUUUUUCCCCCUUCUUCCCGGACUCCACGCCACCUUUCCUUUUCGCUCCGUCUCCUCUUUCCUUUCCGGUGCGCCGCCGGUUUUGUUAUCCCGCGCCGCACCCCCGGCCCGCAGUAGAAGAGGCGAAGAAUAACAAGUAGGGAACACGUCGCCGUCUCUCCGCCAAUCAUGCCGUCGGCAUUCAAAACACCGCUGCUCCGCCGGAACACGAGUCUCGAAUUCCUCCUCCCUCUCCUCCAUCCGUUCGCCCCUUUCCCCUCCUUUCUCUUUAUCCCCACCUAAGAAACCAAGUUGGCUGCCCUUUUCCGGAAAGAUUCGCCGGGAAAAAUCGCGAUGAUGAGGACACCCCAGCCCCCUGAUUUGAUCAUGGCCGUACUUUCCGUGGACCUCUUGGUCCAGAUCCUGGACCGGCUGCCGGACUCCGGCGACCGGAAGUCUUUCCGCCUCGUCUCCCGCGGCUUCCUCAGCGCGGAGGCGCUCCACCGCCGCGCCCUCCGCGUCCUCCGCCGGGAGUUCCUCCCUUUCCUCCUCCGCCGCUACUUCGCCCUCGAAUCCCUGGACCUCUCCGCCUGCCCUGCCCUCGACGACACCGCCCUCGCCGCUGCCCUCCACACUGCCGGUGGCUGCCAGGGGCUGAAAGCGGUGUGCCUCGCUCGGGCCACCGGGAUCAGGUGGCGUGGGGUGGAGGUGCUGGUGGCGGCAUGCCCACGGCUGGAGGUGGUGGACCUCUCGCACUGCGUCGGCAUCGGGGACCGGGAAGCAGCGGCGCUGGCGGCCGCCGGUGGGCUGAGGGAGCUGAGGCUGGACAAGUGCCUUGGGAUCACGGACGUCGGGCUAGCGAAGCUGGCAGUGGGGUGCGCGGUGCUGGAGAGGCUCGGAAUCAAGUGGUGCAUGGAGAUCUCGGACCUGGGGAUCGAUCUCCUGUCGAAGAAGUGCCGGGAUCUCAAGGUGUUAGAUAUCUCUUAUCUCAAGGUGACGAAUUUUUGUCUUCAGUCGGUCUCCUGCCUUGAAAAGUUGGAAGAUCUGACAAUGGCUGGAUGUUCUCAGAUAAAUGAUGAAGGUCUGAGAUUUCUCAACAAUGGAAGCAACUCAUUGCGGAGCAUUGAUGUUUCACGAUGCAACAAUGUGAGCACAUGGGGCUUAGUCUCAGUCAUUGAAGGACACAAGUGCCUCCAAAAGAUUGUUGCUGGGGACUGCUUUCCUGAGUUAGUUCCACUCUUUCUCACCAAGUUGAGUGGUUUAAGGGAUACCUUGAAUGUAUUAAAACUCGAUGGUUUUCAAGUUUCGGCUACAAGUCUUCAGAUCAUUGGCGUCCACUGCAAGAACUUGGGGGAAAUUGGGCUUGGUAAAUGCAGGGGCAUGACAGAUGAAUGCAUUUCUGAGCUCGUAACAUACCGUGCUGAUUUAAGGACCAUUGAUCUCACAUGCUGCCACUCGCUCACAGACAAUGCCCUUGUUACAAUAGCAGAUCAUUGUAAAAAACUUACAUGCCUCCUGUUAGAGUCGUGCUCAUUAAUCACUGAGAAGGGUCUUGAUCACAUUGGAACUUGUUGCACCGAUCUCAAGAAGGUAGAUCUAACUGAUUGUGCUGUCAAUGAUACAGCAUUGAGGUGCUUGUCUCCAUGCUUAGAGCUAAUGGUGUUGAAGUUAGGUCUUUGUCCAAGCAUUUCUGAUAAAGGCCUUGUCCAUAUUGGAUCCAACUUCAGAAAGAUCCUAGAACUUGAUCUCUAUCGUUGCACUGGUAUUGCUGAUGGUGGAUUGGCUGCCAUAGCUGCUGGUUGCAAGAGUCUAAAGAAGUUAAAUGUGUGCUAUUGCGUACGGAUCACCGACCAAGGGCUGAAGCAUCUAAGUUUUUUGGAAGAGCUAUCGGACUUAGAGAUGAGAGGGCUGGUUCAUGUCACAAGUGCUGGUAUAACUGCAAUCGCCGUUGGUUGCAAGAGUCUAGUUGAGCUGGACAUGAAGCGCUGCUACUCUGUGGACGAUGCAGGCUUGUGGGCUCUUUCUCGAUGCUCAGAGAAGCUCAGACAGAUUAAUAUAUCAUACUGCCCGGUUACCGGCGUGGGUCUCUGCAAGCUUCUAGGGUCUCUAAGGUGCCUGCAGGAUGCGAAGCUGGUGCACCUUACAAGGGUGUCGGUUGAGGGGUAUGAGAUUGCACUGAGAGCUUCCUGGGAUAGGCUGAAGAAGCUGAAGUUGCUAAGUGGGUUGAGACAUUUUCUCUCCCCCGGGCUACUUCAGAUGCUGAGAGCUCGUGGAUGCAGGAUCCGGUGGGUGGACAAGCCUGAGAGUUUCUGCCUCCCUUUCAGCUUGCUUCUGUAAGAUAUUGCGUUUAGGAACAUGUCUUCGUUUGCAUGUGUGGUUCUUCUUUUGUUUGUUGAUGCCGUCCGCUAAAGGUGGUGCCUUUGUUCAGAGUUCAUUGGUCCUGGAUGCUUUUUGCCAUAGAUAGGACCCUGUGAGAGCCUAGUCAAAUACUUAAAUUUGUUGCAAAUCUGUGCUUAUGCCACCUUAUACUCUGAAAGAUGGUUGUUUUGAUAUCAGCUGGAGUUGGCUGUAUUCUUCUCAAA